Messenger RNA from Pseudopipra pipra, 4948 nucleotides. RefSeq names its product bestrophin-1-like. Bases 1 to 2280 code for a protein of 759 amino acids. Gene Ontology annotation, molecular function: chloride channel activity. Lineage: Eukaryota; Metazoa; Chordata; Aves; Passeriformes; Pipridae. The transcript has 9 exons. The record is from RefSeq and is a predicted model, not a curated record.
AUGACAGUGACAUACACCAACCGUGUGGCAGACGCCCGCCUGGGCACCUUCUCCCAGCUGCUGCUCCAAUGGAAAGGGAGUAUCUACAAACUGCUCUACUCAGAGUUCCUGAUUUUCAUCUCACUCUACUUCACCAUCAGCCUUAUCUACAGGCUGAUCCUGAGUGAGAGCCAAAGGCUGAUGUUUGAGAAGCUGGCAUUGUACUGCAACAGCUACGCUGAGCUAAUCCCUGUAUCCUUCGUGCUGGGUUUCUAUGUGGCGCUGGUGGUGUCCCGCUGGUGGGCUCAGUACGAGAGCAUCCCGUGGCCUGACCGGAUCAUGAACCUGGUGUCCUGCAACGUGGACGGGGAGGAUGAGUACGGGAGGCUCCUGCGGCGCACCCUGAUGCGCUACAGCAACCUGGUCAGCGUGCUGAUCUUGCGCUCCGUCAGCACCGCCGUCUACAAGCGCUUCCCCAGCAUGGAGCACGUCGUGAGGGCAGGCCUCAUGACACCAGAAGAGCACAAGAAGUUUGAGAGCUUGAAUUCCCCCCACAACAAGUUUUGGAUCCCAUGUGUGUGGUUCUCCAAUCUGGCUGUGAAGGCAAGGAAUGACGGGAGGAUCCGAGACAGUGUGCUGCUCCAAGGAAUCCUGAAUGAGCUCAACACCCUGCGCAGCCAGUGCGGGAGACUCUAUGGGUACGACUGGAUCAGCAUCCCCCUGGUCUACACCCAGGUGGUGACCGUGGCUGUUUACAGCUUCUUCCUGGCCUGUCUGAUUGGGAGGCAGUUCCUGGAUCCAGAAAAAGCGUAUCCUGGCCAUGAACUGGAUCUCUUCGUGCCUGUCUUUACAUUUUUGCAGUUCUUCUUCUACGCUGGCUGGUUAAAGGUGGCCGAGCAACUCAUCAACCCUUUUGGGGAGGACGAUGAUGACUUUGAAGCCAACUGGCUCAUCGACAGGAACCUGCAGGUCUCCCUCAUGGCAGUGGAUGAGAUGCAUCAGGAUUUACCAGUCCUGGAGAAGGACCUCUACUGGAAUGAGCCUGAUCCCCAGCCACCCUACACAGCAGCCACUGCUGAGUACAAACGCCCAUCAUUCCUUGGCUCCACUUUUGAUAUCAGCAUGCAGAAAGAAGAGAUGGAGUUCCAGCCCCUGGAGCAGAUCAAGGAGAACGAGGAAGCCAACCACUCCACACCAUUACUGGGACACCUGGGCCGCCUCUUGGGUGUCCAGUCACCAAACUUCUCCAGGUCCUCCUCCCGGAUGAACCUGCUGCGCAGGCGAGGAGACCCCGCAUCGCCCUUCUCCCACUACACCUACCAAGACAUGGGGAAGUCAGGAAGCCCUUGUGGCAUCAGUCAGCCAAAGGGAGACUCCCAGGAGCAGUGGGACAGCGAAGAUGGAAAACUAAGGGAGUUUGAUGCCUUCAUGUCAACCCCCUUCUAUGAGAGACCCGGUUUCUACAGCGCCCCCCAGACACCCAUCAGCUCCAUCCCCAUGAUUUUCCCUUCCAGACGCCAAGGCCGGAAGAAACCACCUGCUCUCUCCAGCAUUGCUGCCUGCUCAACUUCCCUGAGGGAUGUCAUCGUCAACACCUCCCCUUCCAGGGCCAGUGAUGUCUACAAGAGCCAGAGCUCCCUGGGCUCAGCUGCAAAGGAAACCUUCGUCUGGCCAACAGAUCGGAGCAAAGGUCCCGACUCCACAGCUGUGACAGUGGAAGAGGAAAAGAACAACUCCAGGGAAGCUGCCACCACAGGAAGCCCAGGAGCACAGUCCACAGCAUCCGACAGCCCAAAAUUCCCCUUCCUGGCAGAGUCCCCUGACCAGGAGAAGCAGGGCAGCUACAAGAGCCUGAAGAGCUUGAAAGCUUCGCACCCACCCUGGCUAACCCUGGAGAACACAGCAUCAGCUCCUCCCAACUCAGAGCAUUCUGGUGCCUUUCACACCCCCAGUAACAAAACCCCCGGGGGCAGCACCUCCCUCUGCUUCUCCUUCACUCCCGUGACCUCUCCAGCCCUGGAGAGGUCCCAUAAGGGGAACCUGGGCCCUGAUGCUCGCAGCCUGAGCUUGGAAGACGCAGCCAGCCCUCCAGACCAGCAUCCAGAGGUUUCCAGGAAUACGAGAGACACUGGGAAUGGAAGCACUAACCCAACCCCUACAAAAGAGCCAAGAAGAGCAGAGAGUCCAUCCCCUAAUGACUCCGGAAUCUCCCUGGCCGAGGGCGACUUCGUGGGGCUGAUGGAGGUGAUCAUGGAGGCCAGUGAGAGCCCAGGUGAGGAGCAGAUGGACCAGUACAGCUAAAGGAGACAAGGUUCCAUGGGAUACCUUCCUUAUCCUCACACCUGGCACUCACCUGAACAGAAGGGCAGUGCUGGACAUGCAGCUAGAGCCUGGCCUAGGCUAAAACCAGCACUAAGGACACACUACUCCUGGUUUUGGUACCAUAGCGAGCUCAACUUCUGCUGCAACAAGAAAACCACCAAAAACCCAAUUUUUAGCCAAAAGCCAAGACUGAGUGUUAAGUAUUGCUGAUAUCUCAGCAGGCACCAGCCAGGUGUAGCCCAAACAGGAGUAUAGUUAAUAUGGAUACUUACUUCCUCCUCCUCCUCACAGCAAGUAGAACUUGAGCUUACAAGUCUCAGGCAGGACUUGCACUACUCCAGGGAAAGUAAGGGACUGAAGCAAGUCACAUUAUUACUGAUGCAGACCCACAGUGCUUCUUCCAAUCCUGUCUUAGCUCUUUUCCAGUACUGGGAAAGUACUGGAGUAAGGCAGGGUAAGUGUCUAUACCAGCACAGGCAGCUGCAGUACCUGCCCCCACAUUGCUUCCUUCCGAAGCUCCAGAUCACCUCCGCCACAGAUUUGAGUGCUCAGAGAAAUGUGGAUGGUAGCCCACACCACUCAGCUGAGCUUUACUGCCCACCCUCAGAAAAUAAAAGCAAGGCUCAAGCCCAGGACCAUCGUUUUGUUUCCUCAUUUUAGUUCCCAUGCAACGGGAAUUUAGAGAAACCAUACAAGUUCUACUUCUGCCUUCAGCAGCAGCUGCAAGACUCCCACACCACAUGACAAAAUUUACCUCCCACACCCCUUCAUUACAGCUGCCUUCUCUCCCUCAAAACUAAACAGGAAAAGCCAGCUGGAACCAAGUCACUUUAUUGGCUGGAGGGCAGUACAUAAAACACAAGAGAGAAGGGGGGUGAUAUUUGGUACAGAGAAUGGAACUGUUUCUCUAGGUAGCUGAAGCUGCAUGCACGGCUGGACAUUAAGUAGGAGUCCCACUGAAACCCACAGCGUGUCUCUGGGCCAGACUUCAGCUGUCAUUGUCACUGUCCCCGAGGGUGUGCUUGUCGAAGAGGUACUCGGCCAUGCCGUAUUUUGGUGCCCCCAUCUUCCGCAGGUUGGUCACAUGGUCACCCAGCUCCUUGAUGGCUUUCACCUGCUCAUCCAGGUAAUGAGUCUCAAUGAAGUCACACAACUGGAAGGGAGACCAAGAGAGUUUAAAUUCAGGCCCAGAAAGGAGCGGAUACAGCAUGACAACUUUCAAGCUGAGAGGAAGCAGCUUUUAAGUUUUGCUUCAGCAAAGCCAGGAGAUCAAAGUGAGGCAGGGCUUACACAGGCACACUGGCUCCAGAACCCUGCAGAGCUCAGGAAGCCUCUCCUCUUCCUCACUACAGGAAGCAUUAGCCAAGUCUCUGAACAGAUUUUGACUCCCCCACUACACAGCAAACUCACAACUGUGAGGAUUUACACCUCUAAAACAGCCCAGUUUUAUUGUUUUCUUUAAAAAAGUCCCUCCAGCUUACACAGGACACUCACAAGAGUACUUGGAUUCACACACAUUAAUCUCUUCCUGAUACUAGACAGCUUCAAUCUAGCCUUGCCAAAAACUUUCAUCUGUGAAGAGCCCUGUGUUUUCAGACCCUGUUCUCAAGUAUCAGGGCUUGAGAAACCAGAAGUGACACCAGAAUUUUGUGGCAGAAAAGCCUCAUAAGAUAGAACUCAACCACCUCAGAAACAAGCCUUCAUAAAGCUUAAUACACUUCAGAAGGAAUAAAGCAAGUCUCAGCUACCAUAAAAGUCCUCCUGGAAGGACAGCAAUAACCUCACCAAAGGGCUAAAGGACAGGCUGACAUCUGGGCCCUUCCCUCUGGAAGGGCUGCACCCCUGGUUCACCUUUUCUCACCUUUAUUAACAUCAAGGACACACAGCUCAGCCCUAAACCUGCACAAUUAGACACAUCCAAGCCCCCUCCUUGCACAGCUACAUUCUCGGGCUCAGCCUCCACUUACGUGUGGGUCAUUCUUCUCAGUUGCCAAUUUGUGCAGUUCUAGCAGUGACUGGUUCACGUUCUUUUCCAGGUGCAGGGCACACUCCAUUGCAGUCAGGCCAUUCUCCCAGUCAUCACGGUCUGGCUUCUGCCAGGGGAAAGCACAGCCCAGGUUUUCUCUAAGUACCCACAGAUCAGUAGGGAGCAAAGCCUCAAAGCUUGUCUGGAUCAAAUUCAGACAUUUAGGUAACAAACACUUGACGUGCACUCAGAACACAACUGAAUGCAACCCCCCCAUCCCACUUCUCAAAACAGUGCACAGAGCAUUUUUGCUGUUAAAUUUAAUGAUGAUGAACCAGUUGCCUUCUUGUUCUGACACAGGAAACCAUUACCCUCUUCUUACACAAAAAGUACUUUUUCUUAGUCAAUCAGCAUAAAUUAUCAAAUUACUACACGUCUCAAAUGACUCUCCUUCUCCAGUGUCAGCUGCUGCUCCUUCUGGGAGAGGACCCAGAGGGAAACCCACCUCCUCCCAGCCCCCAAAUGUAGUUCUGGGCCGGGAGAGCCCACUCCUCACCUUGAUGUCCUGCAGGAAGAUGCGCCCUCCCCUCUGGUUCUGCAGCUUCAUCAGCUUCUCCGCGUGCUCCCGCUCCUCAUGGGACUGAUGCAGGAAGUACUUGGCAAAGUUUUUCAGAGCCACAU